This is a messenger RNA of Choloepus didactylus (southern two-toed sloth), 3469 nucleotides long. RefSeq names its product transmembrane protein 132A (gene TMEM132A). NCBI's taxonomy places the organism in Eukaryota, Metazoa, Chordata, Mammalia, Pilosa, Megalonychidae. The record is from RefSeq and is a predicted model, not a curated record. The coding region runs from base 141 to 3218 and encodes 1025 amino acids. The transcript has 11 exons.
UCCCUCCCACCCGCUCCAGCUCCCGCUCCAUUGUCUGGGAGCUGCGGCCGCGGGGCGGGCGGCGGCGGGGACCCAGCCUGGCCGGGCCGAACCGCGGCCACCUGAGCCGCCCGCCUCGUCCCCCCACUCCCGUCGGAAGGAUGUGCGCCGGGCUGGCGGGGCGCGCGGCCGCAGCCCCCGGGGGUCCCUGCGGCCCUCGGCUCUUCUUCCUGGUGGCCCUCGCCCUGGAUGUCGUGAGAGUGGGCUGCGAGCAGGGCCUCCUGGAGCCAGUCUACCUGCCUGCAGCCCUGGAGCUCCUGGAUGCCCCCGAGCACUUCCGCGUGCAGCAGGUGGGCCGCUACCCACCCGCCAACUCCUCUCUGGGCUCCCGAUCUGAGACCUUCCUGCUCCUGCAGCCCUGGCCCUGGGCUCAGCCUCUGCUGCGGGCCUCCUACCCACCCUUCACCACGCAGCAGGUGGUCCCACCCCGGGUCACUGAACCCCACCAACGGCCAGUCCCAUGGGAUGUGCGGGCCGUGUCAGUGGAGGCGGCCGUGACCCCGGCAGAGCCCCACGCCCACGUCCUCUUCCACCUCAAAGGGCAAGAUUGGCCGCCGGGGCCUGGCAGCUUGCCCUGUGCCCGGCUGUAUGCCACACACCCCGCAGGCACCACUCACCGAGCCUGCCGCUUCCAGCCGUCCCUCGGCGCCUGCGUGGUGGAGCUGGAGCUCCCCUCGCACUGGUUCUCCCGGGGCUCCACGACGCGGGCCGAGCUGGCCUAUACACUGGAGCCCGCGGCCAAGGGCCCUGGGGGCUGUGGCCCUGGUGGCGCGGAGGACCCCGGGGCACAGGCCUUCCCCGUGGGUAGCGUGGAGCUGCGGCCUACAGAUCCCCCGCAGCACCAGGAGGUGCCCCUGGAUGAGGCCGUGACACUGCGGGUGCCUGACAUGCCUGUGCGGCCCGGCCAGCUCUUCAGAGCCACCCUCCUGCUUCGGCACAACUUCACAGCCAGCAUCCUGACCCUGCGGAUCAAGGUGAAGAAGGGGCUGCACGUGACGGCCGCCCACCCGGCCCAGCCCGCCCUCUGGACCGCCAAGCUGGACCGCUUCAAGGGCUCCAAGCACCACACCACCCUCAUCACCUGUCACCGCACUGGGCCUGUGGGGCCGGACAGCAGCAGCCCCCUUGAACUGUCCGAAUUCCUCUGGGUGGACUUUGCCGUGGAGAAUGGUACUGGCGGGGCCGUGGCGGUCACUCGCCCCGUCACGUGGCAGCUGGAGUACCCAGGCCAGGCCCCCGAGGCAGAGAAGGACAAAAUGGUGUGGGAGAUCCUGGUGUCGGAGAGGGACAUAAGAGCCCUCGUCCCACUGGCCAAGGCUGAGGAGCUGGUGAAUACAGCGCCGCUGACCGGAGCACCCCGGCAUGUCCCCGUGCGCCUAGUCACCGUGGAUAGUGGGGGGACCCUGGUGGAGGUGACGGAGCACAUCGGCUGCGAGUCAGCCAGCCCACAGGUCCUGCAGGUGUCGGAGGCCUGUGACUCCGUGCUCGUGACUGGCAAGGAGAGCCGGGGCGCCCAGGGCGUGCGGGUGGACUUCUGGUGGCGCCGGCUGCGGGCCUCACUGUGGCUGACCGUGUGGGCCCCACUGCUGCCCCUGCACAUCGAGCUGACCGACGCCACCCUCGAGCAGAUCCGUGGCUGGAAGGUCCCCGGCCCGGCCGAAGGGGCCGCGGAGGCCGAGCCGGCGGCCGAGGAGGUGGAGCGGCGUGCCCGCGGGUGCCGCCUGCAGUACCAGCGCGCCGGCGUGCGCUUCCUCGCCCCCUUCGCGGCCCACCCGCUGGACGGCGGCCGCCGCCUCACCCACCUGCUCGGCCCCGACUGGCUGCUGGACGUGUCCCACCUGGUGGCGCCGCACGCCCGUGUGCAGGACCCGCGCGUGGCCUCGCUGGAGGGCGGCCGCUUCCUGGUGGGUCGGGAGCCCGGCGUCACCUCCAUCGAGGUGCGCUCCCCACUGUCUGACACCAUCCUGGGGGAGCAGGAGCUGGCGGUGACAGAUGACAAGGUCUCAGUGACGGAGCUGCGGGUACAGCCGGUGAUGGGCGUCUCGCUGGCCCUGAGCCGGGGCACUGCCCACCCCGGGGAGGUCACAGCCACAUGUUGGGCCCAGUCAGCCCUCCCCGCCCCAAAGCAGGAGGUGGCCCUCUCCCUCUGGCUGUCCUUCUCUGACCACACCCUGGCCCCUGCCGAGCUCUACGACCGCCAUGACCUAGGAUUGUCCGUCUCGGCCGAGGAGCCCAGUGCCGUCCUGCCGGCCGAGGAGCAGGGUGCCCAGCUCGGGGUGGUGGUGGUGAGUGGGGCGGGUGCCGAGGGGCUGCCCCUGUACGUGGCCCUGCACCCGCCCGAGCCCUGCCGCCGGGGCCGCCACCGCGUGCCCCUGGCCUCUGGCACUGCUUGGCUGGGGCUGCCCCCGGCUCCCACCGCGGCCCCCGCCCCCCCCUCCAGCCCUGCCCGGAGCCCCCCGGCCACCGAGGCCAGCCUGGGCGGUGAAAGGCGGUUGGUGGGCAGCGUGGGGGGCAGCGGGGGUGUGAGGGGCAAGUUUGAGCAGGCAGAGGAGGAGGCCCGGAAGGAGGAGGCAGAGGCCAGGCAGGAGGAGGAGGAGGAGGAGGAGGAGGAGAUGGUUCCCGCCCCUCAGCGGGUCACCGAGCUAGAGCUGGGCAUGUACGCCCUGCUGGGCAUCUUCUGUCUGGCCAUCCUCAUCUUCCUGGUCAACGGCGUGGUCUUCGUGCUGCGCUACCAGCGCAAGGAGCCCCCCGACAGCGCCGCUGACCCCGCCUCCCCCCAGCCCCACAACUGGGUCUGGCUGGGCACCGAUCAGGAGGAACUGAGCCGCCAGCUGGACCAGCGGCCACCCGGCCCGGCCAAGGGGGAGGGGGGCUGCCCCUGCGAGAGCGGGGGUGGAGGGGAGGCCCCGGCCCCGGCCCCCAGCCCGGCGGGGGGCACCGCCAGCUCCUCCAGCACCCCGGCUCGUAAGGAAGCCGGGGGGCGGCGGAAGCGCGUGGAGUUCGUGACGUUCGCACCAGCGCCCCCGGCCCAGCUGCCCGAGGAGCCCGUAGGGGCCCCGGCCGUGCAGUCCAUCCUGGUGGCGGGCGAGGAGGACAUCCGCUGGGUGUGUGAGGACAUGGGGCUGAAGGACCCCGAGGAGCUGCGCAGCUACAUGGAGAGGAUCCGGGGCAGCUCCUGACCCAGCGUCGUGGGCCACCGGCCUGGGCAGUGGGGGUUUGGGGGGGUCCUACCGAGCCUCCCGCUCAUGCUCUGGUGCUUGCGGAUCCACGUCCACCGCCCGGUCCCCCUGCAAGGACUCCCACCCAGGACCACCCUCCCCCACGCCCCCCACCCCCAUGUCCUGGACCAUGGUCGUGAGGAAGAGCUCGUGCCCCUUAUUUAUGGGAAUCGUUUCAUCCCGAUGUUGGGUACAGAAUAAACUGGGAAGGA